Messenger RNA from Strongylus vulgaris, 441 nucleotides. Lineage: Eukaryota; Metazoa; Nematoda; Chromadorea; Rhabditida; Strongylidae. The record is from the annotation of a GenBank genome assembly.
AUGUAUACACAGUCCAACUGUGGUACACGGACAUUGAACAUUCGUGGUUAUCGACGAACAAAACGGCAAGCCGGACUUCUCUCCAUCCCUCAUUCUUUUGACGAUGUGCUCUCAUCGCCAGCAAUAAGGAGUUUAGCAACACAAAAUGUCCACAACUAUCUAGCAAAUCAACAUACUAGCCGAGCAGAAACCGACACUGCGAAUCGGCUUCUUCAGAUUCUCUACGAUUCCCCUGAUGUUUCCGUCUCAAUUCUUCAUCUGAUGUUAGCAUCUGGAAGUGAAAAUGGCACUAUGGCUGAUAUGCUGUCGCGCUAUGGACAUGGUCAAAGUCUGCUGAUGCAGGGUGGACUGCAUAGAUUAACAAGGUUAGGAGCAUACUUUAUGAACCUGGGUGCAUUACGAUAUGUCGGAAGUAGAGCAUCUUAUUUUCCAGCGCUCUAG